GACCAUGAUAUACGCUAGAAAAUAGCUUUUUUCAGGGAGUUCAGAGAAAGGAGAGAUAUUAUCUCUAACAUGAUGAUCUCAUUUGACAUAAACAGACGCUGCUUCCAGGAAAAAACACAUCCUUUGGCAAUAAGUCACCCUUCUCUGAUCCAUUAAGAAUGGUCAAAAAUUGACAUGUCUUACUUUGACCAGGCCGAUCCAGAAGUGAUCACCAACUCACUAUUUAUAAGUUGGAGGCCUACAGUUCAAAUUGCGAGGUGAGACUACAACCUUCUGGGAAGCCUUGUAGUUACUAGCUAGGAGAGAAAAAGAAAAGAGAAAAUCAAACCCACAACCCUUAAAACCAUGAAUGAAACUCUAUCUAGCUCUAGUGAAUGGAUGCAAUUCUAUCAACAAGCCAUUGACGGUUCUUUUGGAUUCUCCGAUGCUACCACAGUCACCACCGUCACAUCGGGAAAUAAGUUAAGGCCCAGCAGUUCAUUUGUAGCCGGUGACCACUUGACCCCUAAUAAGGGCCGUAUAUCAAAGCCUGUUCGGAGGCGAUCCAGAGCUUCUAAAAGGACACCCACCACCCUCCUCAAUGCCGACACUAAAAACUUCCGAUCCUUGGUGCAACAAUUUACAGGAUGUCGUCGUCGUAGCACUUCCAUUUCAUUUGGCAACCCAAGAGGUCCUGUCAAUAUAAAUUUCGCACUUGCAAAGGAGCAUGAUUAUCACAGUACUGAUCAUUCUUCCAUAUCGCAGCCUCUUAUUGAGAAUAAUUAUUCUCCGAAAUCUCAACAGCAACAAAACUACCGGUACCAGUUCCAGCAGCAACUGUCAAAUGAAGAACAAGAAUGCCAGUUUUCUCUUGACAGUAUUACGACUGAUCAUGAUGAUUUUCUUCUUACAUCAUCUUGUUUCCCUAGAUCAGGUUCUGAGAUUCCACAAGGGUUUGUCAUGGAUGAUAUGUAUUUCCUUGCAUGAAGUAGCUUAUAGCUUAGCAUUCUAAUUAAUUCCUUUUAUUGAAAAUAGGACUACUAUAUGUCAAAUUAUUAUGUUUACUGCUUCUAGUGAGGAAUUAAGGAAUAAAAGUAACUGAAUGGUGUUCAUCAUCAAGUGUUUUAUAAUUUUCAUAAUCGAACAAUGCAAAAGAGAUCUUUUCACCUGUCUCUUUC
This is a messenger RNA of Durio zibethinus, 1157 nucleotides long. RefSeq lists its product as uncharacterized. The record is from RefSeq and is a predicted model, not a curated record. NCBI's taxonomy places the organism in Eukaryota, Viridiplantae, Streptophyta, Magnoliopsida, Malvales, Malvaceae.